Messenger RNA from Oncorhynchus mykiss (rainbow trout), 1143 nucleotides. RefSeq names its product putative transmembrane protein 244. NCBI's taxonomy places the organism in Eukaryota, Metazoa, Chordata, Actinopteri, Salmoniformes, Salmonidae. The record is from RefSeq and is a predicted model, not a curated record.
UAGAUGGCAGUGUAAUGCUGUUUUCUGACGGAUUACACUGUAACAUCUCAGUAGCCCAGUCACAUACAUUAUUCUCAACAUCAGAAGAACGACAGAUGCAAACCAUGAGAUGGCCUUCAGGGGUAAAGUGGCCGACACGAGGACAGUGCUUGUGCACAUGCUGCUGUGCCUCGUCAUAUUCUACUCUCUCUACUACAUGAUUGGGAGUGUGUGUUUCGGCGCGUUCAGGUGCGACACUUUUCUUUUCCUCUCUCUGCGUGCACGUGUGGUUAUUGGGUUGGAUCACUUUGAUGGACUUAUUCCCUUUGACUUUAAGACUGAACCAACCAAUUUGGAGUCCAACUCCAAAUACCUGGUGAACCUGCUGUCCAUGGAGUUGACCUAUUUCUGCAGUGGUCUGCUGUUUGCAGCCGUGGUGAGGAGAUGGGUCUGGGACUACGCUCUCACAGUCACACUACUGCACGUACUGCUCACCAGCAUGGUGAUGUUGGAGUUUCCCUUGGUAUGGCAGUGGUGGCUGGCCCUUGGCAGCGGGUUGUUUCUGAUGAUCUGUAACGGUCAGCUGAUAGCUUACUUCACCUGCCAGAGUGACCAGAGUUACCCCACCUUCAACAGCUACUGAGUACACACACACACACACACUGACUAGAGUUCUUUGCAGUGAGUCCGGUGGAAAUGGAGGGAAACCAAAUGUUCCUGUUGACUUGGUUACCUGUUUGAUUGUUGCACAUUGUUUCUGUUGGACCGGCUUCCCAGACACCAAUUGAGCCAAGUGAUUCUCCAAUGAGCAAGCUUUUGAGUCCAGGAAACAGCUCGUAUAUGUAAUAUCUGUAGUAUGUAAUAUCUGUAGUAUGUAAUAUCUGUAGUAUGUAAUAUCGGUGGUAUGUCAUAUCUGUAGUAUGUAAUAUCUGUAGUAUGUAAUAUCGGUGGUAUGUAAUAUCUCUGGUAUGUAAUAUCUGUAGUAUGUAAUAUCUGUAGUAUGUAAUAUCUGUAGUAUGUAAUAUCGGUGGUAUGUAAUAUCUCUGGUAUGUAAUAUCUGUAGUAUGUAAUAUCUGUGUUCUCUAUGAAUGUUAAUCUUAUGUCAGACAAUGUUAAUCGUGUAAUUUAUCAUCUUAGAACUAUUAAACCAGCUGUAACCUCGCA